AUGAAGUGGUCAGACCUUUUCGGGCGCGUCAAAUGUGUGGUUAUUGGAAUGAUUCACGUUAAAGCUUUACCAGGUUCUCCACUUGGCUGCUUGAAAAUGUCGCAAAUCAUCGAAGAGGCAUGCAGAGAGGCCAGAAUAUACCGGGAUGCAGGCUUGGAUGGCGUGACGGUGGAGAACAUGCACGACGUCCCGUACUCGCUAUCUCCCGGUCCUGAGGUAACCGCAUGCAUGACGUCGGUAUGCGCCGCCGUGAGGAGCGUGUGUCCAUCCGUUCCCGUCGGCGUCCAGAUUUUGUCCGCCGCUAACCAGCAGGCGUUAGCCGUCGCGCUAGCUUCUGGUGCGCACUUCAUACGAGCGGAGGGAUUUGUGUUUUCCCACGUGGCUGAUGAGGGUUUGGUACACGCUUGCGCCGGAGAACUUCUCCGGUAUCGCAAGAACGUCGGGGCGGACGACAUCCUCAUCUUUACGGAUAUCAAGAAGAAACACAGUUCUCACGCUCUGACAUCGGACGUGAGCGUGGCGGAGACGGCUCGGGCCGCCGAGUUCUUCCUCUCGGAUGGACUCGUCCUGACCGGAAUUUCCACCGGAGCCCUCACUGACCCGCAGGAGCUCAUCGAAGUAUCCCGGGCGGUCAGUCUCCCGGUUCUAAUCGGUUCUGGCGUGACCGUGGAGAACGUGGAUCGCUACCUGGGCGCGAGCGGCCUCAUCGUGGGCUCGCACUUCAAGGAAGGCGGCGUUUGGAGCAACCCGCUGAGCGCCCGGCGAGUCGGCGACUUCAUGACCCAGAUGAGACGCCUCAGAGGAUGA
Nerophis lumbriciformis (worm pipefish) is the source of this 807-nucleotide messenger RNA. Lineage: Eukaryota; Metazoa; Chordata; Actinopteri; Syngnathiformes; Syngnathidae. The record is from RefSeq and is a predicted model, not a curated record.